AUGUCGAGAAGCUCGAGAGGCCCGCUACAAGAUGAUCCACCUGAUUAUCCGCCUCGACUGUCGGCAAGCCAGCGCGGAAGCAGCUAUGUCAGUCAGAGGAGCAACAGCAACUCAGACAUCGCCAAGCACGAGGAGGACCUCAUCAAUGCUCUCGAAGCGGAAGAAGAGCGGAUGGUCAACGCACUCACUCGUAAACUCGAAAAGCUGCGUGCAGAGAAAGCACAGCUCGAAUGUACCCUCGAAGCAGAGGGAGAGAUGCUGGUCAACAAGCUGCAGAAGCAGUUGCAAGCUCUCAUGCUACAACAGCAGUCUUCUGCCGCAGCGAACAAAGACGCGGCAAGUGCGUCCGUCUCGCCGGUCAUCGAACAAUCAGAGACCCUCCCACCGCGUCAGUUCCCUCUCUCGCCACAGUCACAAGAUAGAAGCAGAACGCAGUCAACAGCUCAAGACGGACCUGAUCUCAGCGUCCUCAUGGCCUCGCCACAGGACCUGCUCAAUCCUUCUGUCUCACGGUUGAACGAAGUCUUGCGAGACGAGAACACGUCGCUCAGGAAUCGGUUGGCAGAAUCUGAACAAGCACUGAUCAGGACAAUGCGAUUCAAUGAUGUCUACCGCUCUGAACUGAUCGAGUUGCGGAGAAGGGCAGGCAAGGAUGUUGGCGAUCUCGUGGGCGCUCCCUCUGGCGCCCAACUCAUUGCGGAUCGCAAACAAACCUACGAGGACCUCAACUUCUCGGGCUUGGGGCAUCGGGGGAGAUUGAACAGCAACACGCAAGGCACAGCGGCCAAAGUGAGCAGUAUCGCCAUACCUGGCGUCACACCUGCUGCGCUCCAUCCGACUUCUCGGACGACCUACGGUUUCUCACCCAUGACGGCGAGCAAGAGCAAACAGCCUUUCUCGAUGCAGUCGUCUACUCUACCGCCCUCGACGCCGCUAAGUCCUUCGUCAUACUUGGCCAGCAGCACGUCGACAGACUCGAACAACACAAAUAUGACGACGCCCUCGACAUCUUAUACGAAUCCGCCCCAACCGCUCAAUACGCCUCUAUCGAGUCCUUCCGUCUCGAGCAACUACCUGCAGUCAUCACGACGGACGUUGGGAGAGUCGGCGAUUCUAGACGACGAGUCCACCAGUCCGAACAGUACACGCUUUGCAAGCAGAUCGAGCUCAAUGAACGGUAGAGUAGCCGAGACGGGUCAGCUGAGGAGGUCAGUGGGACCAUCAGACGCAUCGAGGCAGGAUCUCUCAUUGUAG
Mixia osmundae IAM 14324 is the source of this 1254-nucleotide messenger RNA. RefSeq lists its product as uncharacterized. Bases 1 to 1254 code for a protein of 417 amino acids. Lineage: Eukaryota; Fungi; Basidiomycota; Mixiomycetes; Mixiales; Mixiaceae. The record is from RefSeq and is a predicted model, not a curated record. The transcript is spliced from 4 exons.